Molecule: messenger RNA, 1464 nt
Organism: Daldinia loculata
Lineage: Eukaryota; Fungi; Ascomycota; Sordariomycetes; Xylariales; Hypoxylaceae
Product: P-loop containing nucleoside triphosphate hydrolase protein
Exons: 4
Coding region: 270-1250 (326 amino acids)
Biological process (GO): regulation of endocytosis
Cellular component (GO): endosome
Molecular function (GO): GTP binding; GTPase activity
Source: RefSeq, a predicted model, not a curated record
CCUAGUUUCGUCACUGUUGAUCACAAGCACUGAUAGAUAAGCAGAGCUGAAAAUACCGCAUUUCAGACAUGGCUUGAACUAUUUUAAAGCCUUGUUUUAGUUUAUAUCGUAAGGUCGUAAGGCCAACCUAACCCGCAACCUUGAUUGUACCCAAUUCCUGCAUAUCCAAUAACCAUUUCGACCGCUUGCCCUUAUUGACGAUUGCGAAAUUCCUAACUUCCAACUGAGUUUCGGCCUGUUUACCGAUAUCGCACGAGGGGCCGGAUAAGAUGACGCGUCCGAGACGCUCAUCGGCCGCUAGCACGGAGAGCACGGGGACGGCAGGCGACCAGGAGCUCGGGAGCAUGUAUGAUUACCUCGCUAAGAUUAUCUUGUUGGGCCCGAGCGGAACUGGGAAGUCAUGUCUUCUGCAUCGUUUUGUCAAGAACGAAUGGCGAGUUCUUUCCUCGCAAACGAUCGGCGUUGAGUUUGCCAGCAAGAUUAUUAAAGUCGGUACAGGCCCGCGGAGGAAGCGGAUAAAGCUACAACUAUGGGAUACGGCAGGCACUGAGCGCUUUCGCUCCGUCUCGCGGUCAUACUAUCGGGGCGCCGCGGGCGCUAUCUUAUGCUACGACAUCACAUCGCAUAACUCAUUCAGAGCGCUACAACCAUUUCUUAAUGACGCGCGAGCGCUAGCCUCACCUAAUUUGACGAUGAUUCUCGCUGGAAAUAAGCUGGACCUUGCCAACGAUACUCUCAUCGAUACGAGUCUUCCUCCUCCUACGCCGUCAAGCACGAGUUCGUCUCUGCUAUACAGCACGUCCGCCGGUACGACUAGUGCAGGCGCUUCCCUCGGAACGCAAAUGAAAGCGACGGUAGCACCCGAAGGCCGCGAGGUAUCAACCACCGAGGCGUCACGAUGGGCUAGUAGCGUUAACGUACCUGUUACGGUGGAAGUGUCGGCCUUCUCAGGUGAGGGCGUGGAUGAGAUAUUUACGCGGCUGGCACGCAUGAUCCUGACCAAGAUUGAGCUCGGGGAGAUCGACCCGGACGAUCCGAUGAGCGGUAUUCAGUAUGGCGACGGAGGCAUGUGGAAUGCGGGGGCUAGCGAUGGCGGUAGCAUCAAGAGCUCCAUGACGACAGAUGAGGUCGGCCUCGGCGGCAUGAGGCGGAGACGCAAAGGCAAGAAUCGCGCACAGAAUUGGGGUAUGCGCGAGUGGGAAGAGGUGUUUACUCUAAGCCGCGGGCGAGGCAGAGGAAAUUGUUGCUAAUACAAGAUCAAAGGGGAUAGGCUGUGGACUGUAAUCACGAUGAAAGGGAUACGGGCUAAAUGGGGCUGGCCUGGCGACACUACGAUGAUACCUACUUCUUUUGCAAGCGCGCUCGCUUUUGGUCGUUUUUAGCUUUUAUGGCGUUGGGAGUGGACGUGCCCUAGGGAUAAUUCCGAAGACCUGAUAGAAUAAUAUGAGAUUUCUCUUUGCCCAA